Messenger RNA from Diabrotica balteata, 711 nucleotides. Lineage: Eukaryota; Metazoa; Arthropoda; Insecta; Coleoptera; Chrysomelidae. The record is from the annotation of a GenBank genome assembly.
AUGGAAUUGCCAUCAGAGCAAAUCAUGAUUAAAUCGGACAGUGAGCCAAUUACGAAGCCUGUGCCUAGGCCUUUUUCAAUUGAAGCACUUAUGAGUGACUGUGGUCCUCGGAGAAAUACAAAUUUUGUGCCGUGGGAACCGCAACAUCAGUUUGUACAUAAUAACACUAAAGACACUGAUUCUGAGGAAAGUGUGGAAAUGGACUUAGUGCAGGAUUUGUCGAACAGAAGUCAAAAAGAUGGUAAUUCGGAUAUAGAUGACGAUUUAGAUGAAUCCCAUUCAGCAGAAGGCUCAGCCGCCACGAAAGCUCGCAGACGACGUACAGCGUUUACAAGUGAGCAAUUAUUAGAACUAGAAAGAGAAUUUCACGCGAAAAAAUACCUUUCGCUUACAGAACGAAGUCAAAUAGCAUCUGCACUUCGAUUGAGCGAAGUUCAAGUUAAAAUUUGGUUCCAGAAUCGAAGAGCGAAGUGGAAAAGAGUAAAGGCUGGCCUUGGUAGUGGACCGCACCAAGGAGUUAAGAAUUCCCACCAGAAAAGUAAACUUGUAGUGCCCAUUCCAGUACAUGUUAACAGAUUUGCAGUUAGAAGUCAGCAUCAGCAGUUGGAACGAGCUCUUGGUGAUUUGGCCGGUAGAGUAUUAGCUAGUCAUGCAGCAUUACGAGCUGGUUUAGACUUACAUGGAUUCCAUACUCAAGCUCCGCCCCACUAG